AUGCUCUGGCGAGGCAUCCCCAUCAUCUACUACGGGACGGAGCAGGGCCUGUCUGGCCACCAAAGCCCGGACCACAAUCUUGGACAGGAUGCUCUCCGUGAGUCACUGUGGCAGACUCGCUACUCGACCGAUCCCUGGCAGUAUCGCUUCCUGGCUCAGCUGAAUGGAGUCCGGAAGAGCUUCGGGCUGUCGGUGGGCGACACGCAGCUCCGGAAUGCCACGAAGAACUCCUUGGUCUUCACAAGGGCCGCAAGCAACGGUGCGGCCUGGGUCUUCCUGAACAACGCGGCCAACGCCACCGCGCGGAGUCCGCAGCUCUACUGCCCGGGCCCGGAUGCAUCGCAAGGCGAGGCUUGGUACGAUGCCCUCUCGGAACUGCCGAUGAGCUCUUACCUUGUGAAGGGCUGCUUCCUGGCGCCGGACAAGUUCCCAAAGGCUCGACGGGACAGGUAA
Symbiodinium necroappetens is the source of this 453-nucleotide messenger RNA. The record is from the annotation of a GenBank genome assembly. Lineage: Eukaryota; Dinophyceae; Suessiales; Symbiodiniaceae.